AUGUCAGACCCUUUCCCAUCUUCUGUUGUCGCAGCGGUGAAUAAGCGGCCUCAGAUGAAGGCUAGUGUGCCAUACGAGGUCUUUCUUCAUGUCGUUGAACAGCUCAUCGAUAUGGCAAAGAGCAACGAUGUCAAGGUCUGGUCUCUCGCCUACAAUCACAGCCUGGCCACCAAGCUGGUCCUCAACGAUGUCAAUAUUUUAGAGGACAAGCCCCAGUCCACUACCUACAAGCGCCACCAGAAGCUUCGCCUUGUCUCGCAGAUCAACCAGCAGUCCCGACGCAUGACCGAGAAGACCUUUACUAGACUCCCAUUUAUGGUCGCCACUCCUGACGGACUCAGUCGCCAACUUUGCCCAUUCAUCUACAACCAAGCUGUGAUUCUGCCCUCUGCUUCUGGCUAUGCCCUCCUCUCUCGCGUCGAAAAGAUCUUUCUUCUGCGCGUGCGCUACCUCAUCACUGCAAACGAGGAGUCCCUUUCAACCCUGAUCAGACUCCCGAACCUCAAGUCGAUCACCUUUAAUGUUGGAAGAUUUACCGGCAAACUUCGCAACACCAUGAAGCCAGGUCUCCAUGAGGUCGAGCCAAAGAAGUUCCCGCGCCUUGCACAAUUCUGCACUCAGGAGUCUGAAGCACUCAGAACUCUAUGGGCCGACCAUCUUGAAGCACGGGGAGUCAAGCUCUUCGGGGUCAUCGACAAUGACCAGCUCCCCAUCAUCGAGUUACACCCAAGUCGUGACAAGAUCAUGAUCGCAUACAUUCAGCCUUAUGCCGACAAAGCCGUCGAAGAGUUGACAGAGCGCAUGAAUCAUGUCAUGGACUUUUUGGCAAUCUGA
Messenger RNA from Colletotrichum acutatum, 834 nucleotides. RefSeq lists its product as uncharacterized. The record is from RefSeq and is a predicted model, not a curated record. The transcript is spliced from 2 exons. Bases 1 to 834 code for a protein of 277 amino acids. NCBI's taxonomy places the organism in Eukaryota, Fungi, Ascomycota, Sordariomycetes, Glomerellales, Glomerellaceae.